Messenger RNA from Leishmania mexicana MHOM/GT/2001/U1103, 2328 nucleotides. RefSeq lists its product as hypothetical. The transcript has a single exon. The record is from RefSeq and is a predicted model, not a curated record. NCBI's taxonomy places the organism in Eukaryota, Euglenozoa, Kinetoplastea, Trypanosomatida, Trypanosomatidae. The coding region runs from base 1 to 2328 and encodes 775 amino acids.
AUGCAGCACUCCUCUUACGGCGCUUCACUUCCCGAUGCGCUGGUGCGUGCCAUACGCGCAGCCAGCAAGCCCUUUUUCCAGAUUCAGGCCUCCCGGUACGCGCAAGAGCCCCACAGCAAGUCGGACUUGGGCUUUGUGUCGCUUGUGAUGAAGACGAAGGCGCUCGUGCCGCAGGAGAAGUUCGAUAGCAGCCACCUGUUGCCCAGCGCCUGGUCUGAGCUGUACCGCACUGCUGUGAAGGAGUUGGCGGACGCCGACGCCAAGGAACUCUGGGGCCUCGUCUCCGCUGUGCUAAGAGUGGUGGAACAGGGCGCGGUCGACAGCGUAAACGCGAGCGCCACCAUUGUCGAGUGGCACAGCUGGUUUGAUGAUGAGCUCGCAGACGCCGGAGCGGUGAUUCGGCAGCUGCAGCGCGAGGACCCGCGCAUCGAUUCGGACGUUGUUGUCGAGGAGCUCGGGUCGAACGUGCUAGGCCGCAUCGAAGGUGCAUUUCUCACUGGGCACUUCCACGCCGCUGCGUCACUCAUCGACGCGCUGCUGCUGUACCUGCGCCGCGGCGGGUCAGCACUACUGACCGCGGAGGUGGAAACAGCCUUGGUGAAUGUGAAGCGGCUGCUCACGGUUACGUUUCACGACCCGGUGAGCCACCGGCAGUGGGUGGAGGCCGCGAACGACGAACUACAGGACUCGCGCAUCAUUCUUUUGGGUGCGUCCCGAGGCAGCCAGAGCGGCAACGACAAUGGCAGCGGCAGCAGCGCCGACGGGGCCACCGUGAUCGACAAGCUGGUCGAAGACCUCUGCGCCGCCUCCUUAGACAUCCUCUUGCUCAUCACGAAGGAUGCGAAGCGGAUGUGCGAUCGGUGCCUCGACUCGCACCGCACCGCCACAGAUUUUCUAGUAGCGGUAUGCGCUAUCAUAGAGCCCUACGCUGGCCUCCAGCGCGUAUACUCUGUCUUUGCCAAGUACGUGGAUAACUGGGACAACACCGAUGGUCGUCAGUGGUACUACGCGUGUGUCUUGGCAAUUCUCGGCGUGGGCUCGGUAGCGGACAUGGUGGCGGCGAUGCACGAGGUGGCGACGAUUGCGGCAGAGACGUUGCCGCAGGAGGCGGCGGUCUCCUCCAGUAUCAGCAAUGAAGAGGCAUACGACUGCGACAACGACGACGCAGAUGAAGUUAGCGAUACGGUGAGCCUCGACACCGUCACAGCCGCCGCAAAGCUGCCGAGUGCGACAACAACGCGGCGCUUUAUGUUGGCGUGCAUGACGGCCCAUAUCGCCGACCUGUGUGCGCCGACAGUCGUUUCCACCUCAGCAGCCGAGAUUCACUUGACGUUCUGCCGCAACGAACUUGUUACGGCCUACGCGCGGCUCUUUGCAAUGCAUCCGCGCACGUGGCGCAUUGCCGGGCUUUACGCCUGCUACUCGCCCCUCAAUGACCCGCUUUUCCUCAGCGAAAUCGUGCUUGCCAUUGCGCCGGCGGCCGCGGUAGACGAGACUGUGUACCGCAGUCUGCGUGCUUUCUUCCACACGACGUGGAGCACUAGCAGUGACCACCAGCAGGCAGUGCGCGCAAAGCUGGAGGCCGCGCUGCCGGAGCACGCGGCUGUAGCGAAGUGGUGGUCCGCCAUGGAAUACUACUACUCCGAGUCCUACCGGGACGCGCACCGGUAUAUUAUCAUGACGCAGCUAAACAGCGGCAACGGUGUGCGCGCGGUGUGGCUGGCCGUGCAAACACAUCUAACGGAGGUCAUUGAGUCUGAGCUGCGCCGUCAGCUGACGAGCAAAGAUGCCUUGGAGAACGCGGAGCUCUACACGGUGGGCUCCGCCGUCCAAAAUGGGUUCAUUGCCGUAGACGCAUGCGCAAACAUGGAGCUAGGACGCUACCUGUGCGCUGCCGCGGCGCUCUCGGCAUAUCGGCAAGCCGCGACGGCAGCCGACGCGUCUCUCGCGGUGCUUGCUCAGGGCCAACCAUCGCGGUCAUCAUCUCGAAAAUUCGAAUUUGCCCUCGCGGUGGCGGCUACGUGCCUGCAGACGAUCGAAACAGCUUUGAAGAGUGUCGUUGAGUGUCAUGCGAUGGUGCACCCGUCCACGAUCUUCACCCUUGUGGAGCACGGCACCUCGCUGCUGCUCUCACUGCGCCAGCUCAUGCGUGUCCCAAAAACAGGGGAGUCUACUGGCUCCGCCCACGUGUCCAGCUGUGUGCUGCCGCUGCUGAUCGAGUCGUACGAGCUGGCAAGCAUCCACAACGUCCACCACGACCCGAGCCUAGCAGAUCGCAGUCGCGCCUUGGCUGAACAGUUGGCUCACGUGCACCAGACCUCCAUUUGA